This is a messenger RNA of Mytilus californianus (California mussel), 3350 nucleotides long. RefSeq names its product synaptic vesicle membrane protein VAT-1 homolog-like. Lineage: Eukaryota; Metazoa; Mollusca; Bivalvia; Mytilida; Mytilidae. The record is from RefSeq and is a predicted model, not a curated record. The transcript has 10 exons. Gene Ontology annotation, molecular function: oxidoreductase activity. Bases 91 to 1296 code for a protein of 401 amino acids.
AGUUGGCCUUCCGUAGUAGUUACAUUAUUUCUCAAUCAGAUCCUUCGGUUUCUUUUCUAACUACCAUUUGUUAGUGUGAUUUUUGUUAUCAUGACAGAACCGUCCACAGAAAUGGCUGGCGAAGGAAAAGCCGCAGACGACAGUAGUGCACCAAAAGGGAAGCAAAUGAGGACUAUUGUUUUGACUGGAUUUGGCGGAGUUAAAAUGUUGAAAACUCAACAAAAAGCGGAACCAACACCUAAUGAAGGAGAAGUGCUGAUACGAGUCAAAGCAUGUGGACUUAAUUUUUUUGAUCUGAUGGUUCGUCAAGGCAUACUGGACAACCCACCCAAAACUCCUAUAACGAUGGGAUUUGAGUGUUCAGGAGAGGUUGAGGCUGUCGGAGGAGAUACAACAGGGUUUAAGGUUGGAGAUAGGGUUAUUGGUUUUUGUGAUUACAAUGCUUGGGCAGAGGCUGUUGUACUCCCGGCUCAGUUGGUGUAUAAAAUGCCGGACAAUAUGAGCUUCCAAGACGGUGCUGCAUUAGCAAUGAACUACUUAACUGCUUAUAUAAUGUUGUUUGAUAUGGCCAACCUGAGGAAAGGACAAUCUGUGUUUGUUCAUUCUGUUGGUGGCGGCGUGGGACAAGCUAUAGGCCAACUCUGUAAGACGGUGGAGAACGUGACGGUAUAUGGCACAGCUUCUUACUACAAACAUGAGUUUGUAAAGGAGAGUGUGGACCAUUUAUUUGAUAGAGUAGUAGAUUAUUCACAGGAAGUUAGAAAACUAUCCCCAGAGGGUGUGGAUAUCGUUUUAGAUUGUUUAUGUGGAGACGAUACAAAUAAAGGUGUUUCACUGCUUAAACCAAUGGGAAAAUAUGUCCUUUAUGGAUCGUCAAACAUAGUCACAGGAGAGACAAAAAGCUUCUUUAGUUUUGCUAAAUCGUGGUGGCAGGUUGACAAGAUCAGUCCAAUAAAACUGUAUGAUGAGAACAAAUGUAUAGCUGGUUUCCAACUCCGUCAUCUUGUCUUUAAACAAGGACAACACCUAUAUGUUAAGGCAGUCAUGGAGCAACUUUUCAAACUGUAUAAUGAUGGAAAGAUCCGACCAGUUAUAGAUUCAGCAUGGGCACUGGAAGAUGUUGGAGACGCAAUGCAGAAACUACAUGACAGAAAGAAUGUUGGCAAAAUAAUUUUAGAUCCAAGCUUACAACCAAAACCAAAGCUUGCUGGCCAAGGGAGACAACAUACAGAGAGUACAUGUAGUGAUGACAACAAAGAGAAGGAACCAGUUGUUAAUGGAGAAAACCAGUCAUAAAUGAAGAUGGUGUAGUGUAAAGAACUGUGUUACCAGGAACCAUGCUAAAUCAUUGCAUUGUCAAGAUUACUACUUAUUUUGCUAUAAUGAACAGCAUGAAGUACAUGAAUGCCAUGUACAACAAACCUGACCAAACUUUUGUGGAAGAUAAAUGUCAUUUAUUAUUUGUAUGUUAGUAAAUAGAUUUUUUUAUGUUGCUAGAAUUGUUCCAUCCAUCAAAAAUGGCAUAGUACUUAAAGUGACUGAGCAUAUAGUACUCAUAAAACGCCUCUACUUAAAACCAUAUAACAUGUAAAGUCAGAAAUGUUAACUAUACAAGUCAUUACUCCAAAUGACUUUGAUGGAUUAUUGUAAACUUCUUUUAAGUAUUUUUUUUAAAUAUUCUACAAGUUUAAUCGUCAGUUUCAAAGUAGAACCCCUCGUUUAAAAGUUCUCUUAAAAUAACUGUCUUACCAUCUUAUCUAUAUUUCUAAUUGUUGGAUUAGUAAUUUCUUGAAUACUUCCUUGUGUGUAAAUUUUUAUACCAUACCUAAUACAGUGAAUAUGAAUGUAAAAACUUAUUCCAAGUCAUUUGUAAGUCUACUGUUUCUAUUGUUUAGACUAUUAAUGAAAUCUUUCUCCAGUCUCUUGGAGAAAUAAAACUUCUCUUUUGGCAGUUUUAAAUAUCACAUGAAAAGUGCUCUUGGAAAUAUUCAUUGGACUUGUUCAAAAACUAAUGGAAUAUCAUUUGUUAAACAUCAACAUUUUAAAUUGCCAAAGUUUGUAGCUAAAUUUUGUCAAAAUUCUAUUUUUAGAUAUUAACUGCUGUAUGAUUUGGUGCUGUUUAUAGAUGUUUGUGUUGUUUUACCGGGAUUAAAAGGGCAUUCGUUAAAAUGAUCCAACAUGUUUGUUAUCUAUACCCCCACAAGUAUUUAUAAUUGUUUAUUAUUGUUGUGCUUUAUUAAGCAUUAUCAAUGCAUAUAUUAGAACCACCAGUUCACAUGGACUUUUAAUAAUUAAAGCUUUACCGCUUCAUAAUUCAUCAGCUAAAAAUAGAAUUUGUAUCUGUUUGUUAUGCAUUCACAAUAUGAUGACACUUUACCAUGCUGCACUUUUGACAUAUCUAAUACUGCUACUCAUCAUCCUACUGAAAAACUAAUUGUUUGUUUGGUGGAAAAAAAUAAUGAGCUCAGCCUACAUUAACUUGUAAAUGGAUUAUUAGGCUACCACCAUAACAAUUAUCUUGAUAAAACUCCAUGUGAACUAGAAGUAUUUUAUUGUUGUCAGAAACUGUGUAUUCAAGUUUUACUAUAUCAUAUACAUAUUGUUACCAAAUUUUAAAACUAUAUUUUGUGAUAAAUAUUGAUUUGUGUCUAAAAUAUCGGAGUUGUGAAUGAAUUCCCUAUGUGAAAGUAUGUCAAUGUAAGACAUUUAAAAUAUGUAAUACUGUGUGAGCCAUGUAUAAAUGGCAUUAUUCCUGCAUCAACUCUCAAUAACAAUUUAACAGGUCAGCUGGAUUUAGUAUUUCCACUUCUAUUUGAUUAUCCCCUAACAUUAAUUUAUUCACAUGAGAUUUUUAGUCACAGUCAUUUACUUGUACCUUGUGAAACCAUUAAACCAGACAUAUCCAAAGUGAUAGACAGUGUGUGAACCUAAAUAUUCAUUUGGUGUAAAAAAUAAAUCUGCCUGGCCAAAAUGAUAUUAAGUGGUAUUUUUUGACGGAAUACAUCUGCAACAAACUUGUCAAACAUGUCAGGUGAUCAAACAGAUGUCUUUCAUCGAUGGUUACAACUUACUAAACUUUCUUGGAGAAAUAUUACAUACUGUUACUUGUCUUUGCAGACACAGAGAACGUCAAAUGAGGAUAUUACCUUACCAUAAAGUAGUAUCUUUCUUUAUUUCAUUUUUAUUAUAAUAACAUUUUGAAAUGUACAUUAUUCUCCAACCAAUAGGUGUGCUCAAAGAUGGAAUAGGACCAAAACCAAAAGGUACAUGUUGAAAGUAUGUUCCAAAUGUUGUGAUAUAUAUGUUAUAUGUAUUUGUUGAUUAAACAAAACAAAAAACCAAUAUAAAAA